GUGUGUGGGACCCCGGGACAUUCUCUGUGGCUCGGGGACAAUGAGACUGGUACCAGAACAUGCUGUCACCCCAGUUGAUGAACCUGUUUUUAACAAUCUUCUUAGGCUGUUCCUAUUGACCCUUCCCUCUGUAUUGCCCCGGAUUCUGGCGUGAGACUGUAUGUUGUACUAUUAGUACCCAGUGCAGUGGUAAAUGUACUUGAAAGGACCUUGAAUUUAUUGAUCCUGCCAGCUCUGUGAGGAUAAUCUGGCAGCCUGUCUCUGUGUGGCGUUAUAUAAGACUGUUUGAGGCUCAGUGCUGAAUCGCUGUUGGGAGGAAUUCGUGUGUGUGUGUGGGCUGUGAUUAUUCCCACACCGACUGCGAUUGGCUGCCCAGCACUGACCUGUGGCCCAGUUAUUAGGCUGCCGGAAGCUGGAACUCAACAGAAAAGCAGCUCAGAAUCGCAGUUUCGUAGUUCACCAUCGGGAAGGAGCAGCGAAGUGUCGUGGAAGCUGAAGAUUCUGAUAUGGGUUUGUGGCCGUUGGGCCUUGGAGCCCUGGGAGCAGCAAUCACCAGCGCGCUCCUGGCAAACACUGAUCUCUUGCUGUCCCAAGCUGACACUGCAACACUGACAUACCUGUCAGGGGCCUCACUGAGAACCUUGGAUGAAGAGAAAAGGAGAUUUGAGGCAGGCGAGCUGUGGAUGCAGACUGGUGCAGUCAUCAUGGCAGUGCGGAGACCCGGAUGAUUCUUGUGCCGAGAGGUACUGGAAUAAGAGUUUGCUUCAGAA
This is a messenger RNA of Rhincodon typus (whale shark), 770 nucleotides long. It is a transcript of the gene selenou1a, whose product is annotated as selenoprotein U 1a. Lineage: Eukaryota; Metazoa; Chordata; Chondrichthyes; Orectolobiformes; Rhincodontidae. The record is from RefSeq and is a predicted model, not a curated record. The transcript is spliced from 3 exons.